Messenger RNA from Phoenix dactylifera (date palm), 1370 nucleotides. RefSeq lists its product as uncharacterized. The record is from RefSeq and is a predicted model, not a curated record. Lineage: Eukaryota; Viridiplantae; Streptophyta; Magnoliopsida; Arecales; Arecaceae.
AUUAAUCCAGAUAAGAAGGAAGAGUAAUAAAGAGUAAACCAAACAGACAAAUGAUUCUACACACGCGUGAUAAACGUGCCAUAUAUUCUUAGUGAACUAUAACAAAAAUAAAAAUCUUGAUUCAGGCAUACGAUACCGGGUGGUGACUGGAGAACAGGCUCAAAAUGGUAGAAGACGACGCGUGGGGGCUAUAAAGAGUGGUGGUCGGUCUCCCCACCAUCUCUCUGUUCUCUCUGACAAAAGGAAAGAAGAGUGUGUCCGUCUCUCUAUUCUCUCUGACAAAAGGAAAGGAAGAGGAGUCUGUGCGUCUGAGUGUGCGUGAGAGAGAGAGACAGAGCUCGUGAACAGUGACCACCCCGUCCUCUCCAAUCCCUCCCUCAGAUUACUCUUCAAUUGGACAUGGACGACCUCCACCACCACCACCACCACCAAGCUAUUGCUCCUCCGCCUCUCGCCGGCUUCCCCUGGGAACCACCACCGCAGGAGGCAAGCGGAGUCACCGCGGAGGAGCUCAAGGAGGCGCUCCUACGCACCACGCUGGAGCUCGAGUCCACCCGAGUCGCCGCACAGGAGGAGCUCCGGCGAAUGGAGUCCCAUGCCCUCCAUCUAACCCACCUCCUCGAGAUCGCCACCCGCGAGCGCGACGACGCCCGCGCCCUCCUCCUCCUCCUCCUCAUGGACCAUAAUCACCAUCUCGCAUCAGUUUCUAACCGUCCCGCCCAGUUGGACGAGGGGAGCAACGUGGCGGCGGCGGGGGGAUUGUCGUCGCCGUCGUCGUCGGAUGGGGGAGGAGUGGAGGAGGAGAGGAGCAACGGGGCGUCGCCGCCGGCGGGGUUGGCGGCGGUGGAGGCGGCGGCGCUGCGGCGGGGGCUGCCGGAGAAGGGGCGUCUACUGGAGGCGGUGAUGGCGGCGGGACCGCUGCUCCAGACGCUGCUGCUGGCGGGCCCGCUGCCGCAGUGGCGCCAUCCACCGCCGGCGCUUCAGACCUUCGAGAUCCCUCCCGUCUCCAUGGGCCUCCUCAACACCAGCAACAACCCCGUCACCAAGAGAGAGAGGGAGGAAGUGGAUACGACGACGACGACGACUGUGAUGGGGUUCGGUGUGGAGCGGUCGCUGUCGCUGCCGAAUUCUUCGACGUCGUCGCCGGAAACCGAAUUCAAUGGCAGCGACGUUUCCGAAUACCGAAGGAUCAGCUCUUUCUACCAGUGACUCUUGCUUUUCUUUUUAUUACUCAGGUUUGGUUACGGGUUAAGUACUUUUCUUGUCAUGCUAAUUACUACUAAAACGUGUAUUUAUUUUUUUGGGGAGUUUGUUAACGUUAUAUAAAUGUAUCUAAUAUAUGAUGAUAUUGAGAGUGAAUUUUCUGAUUA